AUGGGUCUCGCCAACUUCAACCCAUUCAAGCGAGAACGCCAGAACUUCCCCGGCGUGGUCGUCCCGCUGGCCUCAACCUCCGCUUCUCACGCCUCUACAGACUCUAUUGAGAAAGAUGACAAAGCCUCAGACCAUGCCCCCUCAUCCAGCAGCUCCCGUGGACCGGAGAAAGCCUCCACUUCCUUGACGCUGGAAGCCCUGCGUGCCGAGGUUGAAGCUGAUAUUGCCUCCUCGGGCACUGAUACCUCCUAUGACCGAAAAACCAAGGUCGUGAACCGAGCCCUUCAAGACAUUGGAAUGGGUCGGUAUCAAUGGGAGCUCUUUGCCUUGUGUGGCUGUGGAUGGAUGGCGGACAAUCUUUGGCUUCAGGGAAUCGCGCUCACUUUGACUCCUCUUUCAUAUGAGUUUGGAAUCUCUGAAACCCAUGUCCGUUUCACGACUUGCGCCCUCUUUUUGGGUCUUUGCCUCGGUGCUUCCUUCUGGGGUGUCGCCUCGGACAUUGUGGGCCGUCGACUGGCAUUCAACAUGACUUUGUUCCUUGCUGGUUCUUUCGGUCUUGCCGCUGGCGGCGGUUCGACCUGGAUCGGUGUCUGUGCUCUGUACUCGUGUCUCGGUCUCGGUGUCGGUGGAAAUCUGCCCGUCGAUGGAACUCUGUUCCUGGAAUUCCUGCCCAAUGCGUCCGGCAACAUGCUGACCUUGUUAAGUGUCUGGUGGCCCGUGGGUCAGCUCAUCUCCAGUCUGUUGGCCUGGGCCUUUAUUCCGUCCUUCAGCUGCGCUAGCCCGGUGGGCUGCACCAAGUCUCAGAAUUGGGGAUGGCGGUACCUCAUCUUGACGCUGGGAGCCAUCACUUUCUGCAUGUUCAUUGCCCGAUUCUUCUUCUUCCACCUUUACGAGUCACCCAAGUACCUCUUGUCUCGCGGCCGGCAGGAAGAAGCCGUUGCCUCGGUGCAUGGCAUCGCCUACAAGAACAAGACGCACACCUGGCUGACCAAUGAGAUCCUGAAUGAAAUCGGCGGGUAUGCCGAGUCCGAAGAGACCGAGAAACUCGCCGUGGGUGAAAUCGUUCGCCGAUUCUUCUCCAAGUUCUCUCUGAACCGUAUCCGUGCCAUCUUCGUCAACAAGCGUCUUGGCGUCGAAACCAUCCUCCUCUGGUUCAUCUGGGCCUCUAUCGGUAUGGGCUAUCCUCUCUUCAAUGCCUUCCUGCCUCAAUACCUCGCCAGAUCCGGCGGCCACGACAAUUCCACCUACACCACCUACAGAAACUACGCCAUCACCUCCAUCGUCGGUGUCCCCGGCAGCUUUGUCGCAUGCUACACCGUCGAGAAAUUCGGCCGAAAGCCGACCAUGGCCUUUGCCACCCUGGUCACUGGUGUCCUCCUAUUCUGUUUCACAAUCUCUCCCGAUUCCAACGUUCAAUUGGCAAUUAGCUGUCUCGAGGCCCUCUUCCAGAAUGCUUUCUAUGGUGUGCUCUACGCUUACACUCCCGAGGUGUACAGUGGCCCGGUUCGCGGCACCGCAACGGGUAUCUGCAGCUGUCUGAACCGCAUCGCCGGACUUUGCGCGCCCCUUGUGGCGGUGUAUGCCUCGGGAAGUAACGCAGACGCCCCCAUCUAUGCUUCGGGUGGUCUGAUUCUUGCCGCGGCUGUGGCUAUGAUCUGUUUGCCGAUCGAGACUCGUGGACGAGCUAUCAUGUAA
Messenger RNA from Penicillium oxalicum, 1695 nucleotides. Its product is annotated as MFS siderochrome iron transporter 1. Gene Ontology annotation, cellular component: membrane. The transcript has 6 exons. Lineage: Eukaryota; Fungi; Ascomycota; Eurotiomycetes; Eurotiales; Aspergillaceae. Gene Ontology annotation, biological process: transmembrane transport. The record is from RefSeq and is a predicted model, not a curated record. Gene Ontology annotation, molecular function: transmembrane transporter activity. The coding region runs from base 1 to 1695 and encodes 564 amino acids.